AUCGCCGGUUGUUGCUCCGGUCACUCCAGUCACCAAGGUUCCCGUGGCAGUCGGCUAGGAUCCUCCUACCACCAGCCUUGCAGAGCCGGAAAUCAUCGGGGAUGUGUCGAUGGAAUUCACCUCCCGCUCCUGCUCUGAACCCCCCUCUCUCCGCGUCGCCCGCCACACCCGCUUGGCCAGCAAUGUUCGGAAGAGCAGCGCCGCCGACGAUAGCUCGGCCUUUCUCUUGUCGCCCAAGGCCAAACGCCAGAAGGUACUGGCGCCGAUCGAGGACGCCGUUGUCAUUUCGGAUGCCGAAGACGGAGGCGGAGCUGCUGGUAGGGAGGACGAUCUUGGUGGGGAGCACCCGGACUGGGCGACCUCAAUCGCCGCCGAGGACCGCCGCAGCCUCCUCAGUUCCACCGCCUGGCUCAACGACAGCGUCAUCGAUACGGCCAUCGAGAUGAUCGCCGCCCAGAAAGCGAACCUCCGCACCGUCCCGAGCACCGUCAUCGUUGCGGCGACGACGAAGAAGACCAGCGGUGACGGUCCCGUCCGUGAGGCCCUGCGAGUCCAUCUCCAAGACUCGGAUAUCACUAUCUUCCUCCCCCUCAACCUGGGCAACACACACUGGGUCCUCGUCUACCUUGUCGUCGCGUCCAAGUCCGCCGUCCUCGUCGACUCGCUGUCCAGCCCCGUCCACACCCGCCAGGCCCUCGACAUGGUCCGCGCCUUCGUCUCGCGCUUCCUCCCCGACACCACCAGCACCUGGGACCAGUGGACCUUCGCCAUGAGGCUGGGCCCCCAGCAGCCCAACGUCUCCGACUGCGGCGUCUACACCAUCGUCGCGGCCCUCUACCAAGCCGCCGGCAUCCCCAUGCCCGACACCCUCGACGGAGCCCUCUGGCGCCGCCUCGUCCUCGCCAUGAUGCCCCCGCCGGACCCGGCCACAGCCGCCGCCAUGACCAAAUGGGGAGUCUCUGCCUCCCCCGCCCUCCUCACCGCCGAGGACCUGGCCGCCGACGACCGGUUCCGCCUCACGCCCGAGCAGGACAGUCACAGCCCACCGCCAGCAUCCGACGUCGUCCGCCUCCGCGGCCUCGUCGCCGAGUACCACCGCCGCAUCCAGUCCGUCGAGAACCUCCGCACCACCGGGCUGUCUCAGAUCCGCGCCCGCCGCGCCGCCUGCGCCGCCAAGAUGGACCGCCUCCGCGACAUCGACCGCGUCGUUACUUGUCUUCUCGCCGCGGCGGGCGACGAGCUCCGCAGGUCCGAGGACGAGCUUGCGCAGAUGGACGAGCAGGUCGACGCCCUUGGGAGGAUGGUCGACCUCGCGAGCGGCGCGGCAAAGGUGUUUUGGCCCACGGCUAACGCGAUCGAGACGGCGCGCUCGGCGUUGACUAGCCUGGUUGCCUUGCGUCGGCUGCACAGGACGCGGAUUGUCGCUGCUACGGCGUUUCGGGACCGGCUUGGUGUUGUUGACUUUAAGGGGCCUGAGGGCGUUGUCGAGGCCUUCUUGGCUGAGUGUGCGGAGGCGGAGGAGGUGCUUCGUGGUGGGGGCUUUGUCUGAGGGGAUGAACUGGUGCUGGCUUGGUCAAUAAC
Messenger RNA from Phialemonium atrogriseum, 1581 nucleotides. RefSeq lists its product as uncharacterized. Lineage: Eukaryota; Fungi; Ascomycota; Sordariomycetes; Cephalothecales; Cephalothecaceae. Bases 110 to 1549 code for a protein of 479 amino acids. Gene Ontology annotation, biological process: protein deneddylation; proteolysis. Gene Ontology annotation, molecular function: cysteine-type peptidase activity; deNEDDylase activity. The transcript has a single exon. The record is from RefSeq and is a predicted model, not a curated record.